UUAUAUUUUUAAAAUGAUUAAAUAAAGAAAAUAUAAUUAUUAUCAAAAUAGAAUAGUUUAUAUCGAUCUCGUUUUAUAAAAUGAAACAUAUAAAUAUUAGUAAUAUCGGCCUUGUUUUUAAACGGAUUCUACUUCAAGUGACAAAAUAGAAGUCAUGGAAUGCAUGAUUUGUAAAAAUCAGUAUCCUAAUCAACAACUAUUCGUUGACCAUCUGAAGAACAAUCCUGCUUGCAACAAAUUAACAUGUGACCUGUGUCUAAAACAAUUUAAGCUCAUUCAGAGUUUGUACUAUCACAAGCGGACUCAUUUGAGUGAAAAGCCAUUCAAAUGUGAUGAGUGUGAAUAUUCUACUUUAACCAAAGCAUUAUUGAACAGACACAAAAGAAAACAUUCAUCGGAACAGCUUUAUAAGUUCAAUUAUUGCAAGUAUACUACUAAAUGGAAAGACUGUUUGCACAGACAUCUUUAUUUGAAACAUUAUACAGAGUUGUCUUCUAUUGAUGAGGUAUAGGCAUUUGAGAAAAUUUGAAUGCGAAAUGUGCCAGAAACGAUAUCGAUCAGAAUUCAAUUUAAAAGCCCACAUGAGACAACACACAGGAGAAAGUCCAUUCCAGUGUGAUAAAUGCUCUAGAAAAUUUGCA
This is a messenger RNA of Centruroides sculpturatus (bark scorpion), 641 nucleotides long. RefSeq names its product protein krueppel-like. Gene Ontology annotation, molecular function: DNA-binding transcription factor activity, RNA polymerase II-specific; RNA polymerase II cis-regulatory region sequence-specific DNA binding. The transcript has 2 exons. Lineage: Eukaryota; Metazoa; Arthropoda; Arachnida; Scorpiones; Buthidae. The record is from RefSeq and is a predicted model, not a curated record. Gene Ontology annotation, cellular component: nucleus. Gene Ontology annotation, biological process: regulation of transcription by RNA polymerase II. The coding region runs from base 155 to 511 and encodes 118 amino acids.